AUGGACAGAACUCACUGCUGCUCUGACUGUGGGAAGAGAUUCACCUCAUCAGGCAUUAAAAUUCAUCAGAGAAUCCACACAGGAGAGACAUCUUAUAGCUGUGGUCAAUGUGGGAAGAGUUUUGUUCAAUCUGGCCAGCUGACAUUACACCAGAGAACACACACAGGAGAGAAAUCUUAUAUCUGUGAUCAAUGUGGGAAGAGUUUUAGUAAGUCUGGCUCUCUGACUUUACACCAGAGAACACACACAGGAGAGAAACCAUAUAGCUGUGGUCAAUGUGGGAAGAGUUUUGCUGCACCUAGCACUCUCACUCGACACCAGAGAACGCACACAGGAGAGAAACCUUAUAGCUGUGAUCAGUGUGGGAAGCGUUUUGGUCGAUCUGGAGAUCUGACAGUGCACCAGAGAACACACACAGGAGAGAAACCUUAUAGCUGUGAUCAAUGUGGGAAGAGUUUUAGUAAGUCUGGCUCUCUGACUUUACACCAGAGAACCCACACAGGAGAGAAAUCUUAUAGCUGUGGUCAAUGUGGGAAGAGGUUUACUCAGUCAACCAGCCUGAUAUCACACCAGAGAACACACACAGGAGAGAAACCUUAUAGCUGUGAUCAAUGUGGGAAGGGUUUUAGUAUGUCUGGCUCUCUGACUUUACACCAGAGAACACACACAGGAGAGAAACCUUAUAGCUGUGGUCAAUGUGGGAAGAGUUUUGCUGCAUCUAGCACGCUGACUCUACACCAGAGAAUACACACAGGAGAGAAACCUUAUAGCUGUGAUCAGUGUGGGAAGAGUUAUGGUCGAUCUGGAGAGCUGACAGUGCACCAGAGAAUACACACAGGAGAGAAACCUUAUAGCUGUGAUCAAUGUGGGAAGAGUUUUAGUAAGUCUGGCUCUCUGACUUUACACCAGAGAACACACACAGGAGAGAAAUCUUUUAGCUGUGAUCAGUGUGGGAAGAGUUAUGGUCGAUCUGGAGAGCUGACAGUGCACCAGAGAAUACACACAGGAGAGAAACCUUAUAGCUGUGAUCAAUGUGGGAAGAGUUUUAGUAAGUCUGGCUCUCUGACUUUACACCAGAGAACACACACAGGAGAGAAACCUUUUAGCUGUGAUCAGUGUGGGAAGAGUUUUGGUCGAUCUGGAGAGCUGACAGUGCACCAGAGAAUACACACAGGAGAGAAACCUUAUAGCUGUGAUCAAUGUGGGAAGAGUUUUGGUCGAUCUGGAGAGCUGACAGUGCACCAGAGAAUACACACAGGAGAGAAACCUUUUAGCUGUAAUCAUUGUGGGAAGAGUUUUGGUCGAUCUGGAGAGCUGACAGUACACAAGAGAACA
This is a messenger RNA of Salmo salar (Atlantic salmon), 1335 nucleotides long. Lineage: Eukaryota; Metazoa; Chordata; Actinopteri; Salmoniformes; Salmonidae. The record is from RefSeq and is a predicted model, not a curated record.